This is a messenger RNA of Centropristis striata (black sea bass), 2985 nucleotides long. It is a transcript of the gene cfap210, whose product is annotated as cilia and flagella associated protein 210. The transcript is spliced from 9 exons. Lineage: Eukaryota; Metazoa; Chordata; Actinopteri; Perciformes; Serranidae. The record is from RefSeq and is a predicted model, not a curated record. The coding region runs from base 117 to 1760 and encodes 547 amino acids.
CAAACAGCUGUGUUUAUGCUGCAAAGAGUUACAGAAAGCUACAGAAAAAAAGCUAUUCUUAUAAACUGUACACUAGUAUUUUUUCUUUAAUACUAGGUAAUACAUAUCGAGUAGAAAUGGCAUCGAUGGUUCAGUUCGGUCGACGAAGAGGCUCCAGUAAGAGAGGGUCUUCAGCUGAGUCAGCCAGCAGGAUGAUCCAGCCACCAGACCUCCGACAAGUCACUGUCUUAACCAAGAGUGAAUGGCUGAGGAUUCAAGAUGAAUUGAACCGGGUUAAUAAAGACAAGGAGAGUAUGAGAGAGGCAGCAAAACAGAGAGAGGCCCUGCAUUUGCAAUCAAAGGAGGUGGUGAAACUCUGGUCCAAUACCAUCGCUGGACAAAGGCAAAAAAAGCUAGAGGCGAAGAAGAUCCGGGAGGAAAUUGAAGAGGAGAAAAGGAAAUUGGCUGAUAAAGAAGAGGCCAAAUAUCAGGAGCAGCAGCGGAAAGAGGCCAUUGAAAAAGCAAAGACUCAACUAUAUUAUCAAACAGACCGCGUUAAAGGACUACAUCGUGCGCUCUUAUUGACAGAGGUGCUGAAGGAGAGAGACGCUCAGAUUGAACUGAAGCAAAGAAUCAGGAGUGCUUCUAAAGAUGUGGACAAAGUAUUCCUAGAAAGUGCAAAGACCAGUGAGGAGGAGGCCUUGAGACAGGAGCAGGAGAAAACACUUCAGAAAAAGUUGGAGAGACAGGCUGUGGCAGAGGACCUGAAAAACCAGAUGAAAGAAAAUGAGCUGGUGAGAGAGCGACAGAAGAUAGAUAAUAAGAAGGACGGAGAGGAAACCCAACGGCUUCAAGAGCUCUACCAGUGGGAACAAAGAAUGGAGGACCAAAGACAAGCAAAGCUGAAGAGAGAGCUUAUGCACGCUCACCUGGAACAUAUCACCAACAGAGAGCUCAUAAAAGCAACAGACGCACAAAAACAGGAGGCAGAAGAGGAGCAAAGGAAACUUUUUCUCUCUGCAAAACAAAAAAUGAUGAAGUUACGGAAAGACAAAGAAAAGGAGUUGUUUAGAGAGGCUCAGAUGCGCAGAGAGACGAUCAUGAACAAGCUGACCGUCACCCAGCAGCAGCAAACGGACUCUGAGGAGAAGAGGGUUGCAAAGGCAGUCGCUGAGCAGGAUGCAAAACAGGCACAACAGCAGAGGGAGGAGGAGGAGAAGAAGGCUGCAAUGUUGGAGUCGAUCACUGCACACCGAGAGUUAAUGAAACAAGAAAAGGAGCAGAGGGACAAAGCAGCCAAACAGAACAUGCGAGAAACACUUGAGGCCAAGAAAGAAGCUGACCGAAUAUUUUCUGAGAAACAACAGCUGAAAGCUCAGAGGAACAAAGAAGAUGCAAGAAAACUUCAGGACUUCAAUACCACAAGGAUGGCCCAAAAAAGUGCCAAGGAUCAGCAGCUGAGGAGAGACGAACACGAGUUUGAAGUGAAGAACGCAGAGCUUGUUGCCGAGGAAGAAAACCAGUUUCACCAGUAUUCACAGCAGAUCAUUAAAGCAGCAGCAGAGGCUCAGCGAAAUGUGUUCCCACUUUGCAAAGCUGCAGGAGACGGGAUCGGAGGAGGUCCAGUUUUUGGUGGAGUCAGGCCUAGCUACAUCGUUCAGGACACUACCGGGGCUCAAAUGCCCAAAUAUGUCUCUGGUGCCACCCAGAGCAUUAAAAAGCUUAAUGAGGCCGUAGAUAUUCAAGACGCUAAGAGGAGACUUGGAUUUACAUGGUCAUAGGAGAUUCUGCUUUCAAGAGUGUUGAACAUGAUGAAUGUUUUAAUGAUAUCCAUAAGAUGUGUUCACAGAGGCUGUGUCUAAAAUCACUCUCUUUUAUAAUAGUCAAGAGUAAACUGAGAUUUUGAACACUUAAAUAGUAACUUGUAAGGUAAAUGCUGCACAAUUUUAACAUUUAGAAAAUGAUGCAUUGCACUGUGGGGUUAAAAUUGCAUCCAUGGGACAUUGUGGUGGCACAGUUGUUAAAGGCAUCGAGCAUGAACCAUAAUAUAUUUGGUUCCUGUGCAGCCAGGGAGCAUGUUGUGCACAUCUUUCUCCCUCAGUUCCCGCUGCUUCAUGAAUAAAGGUAUGAAAUUGCCCUCAAGAUGUGCAGUGUUCCAAAUCACAUACUUUUUCUUUUUACUUUUAGUACAUACUGCAGCUUAUAUGUGCUGUUUCAUGCACUUCAUCAUAAGAUUUAACCUUAAACUUUCACCCUCUGGCUCAUACAAGUAUAUAUGGUGCAGAGGAUUGUCGGACAAAAUAGCCAGAAAAGCAUGCUGGCUUGCAUACUGCAAAAUGCAUAUGGACGCAGUAGGUCUUCUGAGAGCAAGAUGAAGUUUUCACUCUUACAGUACAAUAUAUAUUGCUUAUAGGGAGUGGUUUUGGACACAUUAUCUGAAUAUUUUGAUCAGAAUGCUCUACCGUUUAUUACAAAUUCCUAUAAUGUUCUUUAUAUUUUGUAGAAUAGUGUGAGAAUCUGCAAGCAUUACAGUGAGACCAAUUACAGACACAAUAGUUAUUUGAAAUAGUUACAACAAAAUGUUUUAUAGAUAUAUUGUAUCAACCAGCCUAAGUAAAGAUGACUAAAAAGGCGGACUCUUGUUAAACACUGGACCAUAUUUCCUGUAAUAAUGUUAUCACUAUUACUGUAACCUUGAUGCACAUGUUUGGACCUGCAGUAGCUAGAUUGCAUUGUGUGAAUUUGCAAAAUAAUAAUAAAAAAGUAAUUAAAAUCAAAGUUGAGCCUUUUAAUUCAUUCACAGCAGUUGAGUUCUUCUUAAAACCAACUUGCACAAAACACAAUUCAUACAAAUUGAUUUUAUGUUGUACUUACAGCAAGACAUUGACAUUUUUUCCAUUCAAAAAACUACAGAGGCAUCUCAAAACUAGUUAAACAGGAUAACAGUACAAGGUCGUAGAUGUACAAAAUAAAAAAGUAAUGGAUGUACACAUUUCACCUAACAAU